CCUAUGGAAUAAAUCAAAAGCUGUAGAAAGGUUUAUCAAUAUAGAGGCGUGCUGUAUUUUCGUAUCGUAGAUGCGGGACUCAUUUUCAAAUUCAUCUCCCAUAAGAACGUAUUUGUAUCAAGAUACCGAGACUUGCGCCAUAAAACAUGGCGGUUCUUGAUUGGUGGAAAUUGAUAGAGGAAAUUCUUUAGUGGAUUUUACAAUAAAUGAAUUUGUACGUGAAUGUUAUGACAUGUAUAUCUUUGCCGAAAUAGAUUAGAAAAGUAAAUAAAUAAGAGUAUUUGACACGUGUGUUCGAACAUUCAUUUUCUAACUUGACUGGUACCGAUGUUAAAGAAAUAAACAUGGACACUGAAAAAUUAUCAAAAAAAGUGAUAUAGAGAUCCCAUCACGCGGAUAUAGAGUUCCAUCAGUCGAGUUUGAAACAGUGUAACUUUGAACAUAUUCUGGUGCCUGGAAUACUCAAAGUAACACCGCAUAAAGACACUCCUUUUAGCAACAGAGAGGCAAACAAGACAUCGAGGAAAAUGAAGACGCAUUUGUACAUGGUGUAUGCAGCCGUAGAGAUCCACAAACUGGUCCCUAGAUGUCAACACAGCACGUCACCACUGAUAUGCCAGAAAAGAUAUUACACCUACUACAAAGGUCUUUUUAAAGAAAGAUUCAACGGCACAGAUCUUGAUGAUAUAUAUGCUGACUAUUAUCUGAACUAUCCUCCACUACCACCAACAUCUCUUGAAAAUUUUGUCAAAUACUUCUACAUGAUUGUGUUUCCCUAUUUCUUACUGACUGGUACCAUUGGAAACAUUCUGGGCACGGUCAUUAUGCGUAGAUACAGUCACAAUGUGUGGUCAACAUGUAUGUACAUGUCUCUUGUAUUUCCUAUGGACUUGAUACAACUGUAUGUUGAAUGUGGAAAUGACUGGCUAAGCAAACUGUAUAAGGAUGAAUACAACCUGAGCAAAGAGAUUCUUCUCUUAUCAAAUGCGGUCUGUAAAGUGUACACUUUUGUCUAUAAUUUCAUUUUAAGCCAAUCUGAGUGGAUCAGAGUUGCCAUAGGGAUAGAAACAGCCAUUGCAAUUACAAAACCAAAUUGGAUUUACACAAUGUGUACAAGGGAAAGGGCCAGUGCAAUCGCGCUGUUCAUCUCCGUACUUCUAAUCAGUAUAAACCUCCAUUUCUUCUGGACACAUGGUCUCAUAAAACCUGGAGAGGAUCCAUCAAUUAAACAGUUUUACUGUACAUACAUAAAUGAAUUAUCCAACAGUUUCCGUGAUUAUAUCUGGCCUAUAAUAAAUCUCUGCAUCGAGGACGCCAUCCCACUGCUCGUCAAUGUCAUCUGUAUUACAAUAUCGAUACCUAGCCUUGCUGCUAAACGGGAACCCGAUGCACAACAGGACACGUUUCUUGAGAAGUACUUCCUCGACGUGAAAGCGCUUUGUGAAUUAAAAGUGGCCGCCUUCGUUACCUGUAUAGUGACGGUUUUAUACCUUGUUUCCAAUAUUAUUCUAAAAGCCCUAAUUUACGAACUACUUGAAAUAGAAUACGAGCAAAGUAUGAUAACAAAAACGUGCGUGGUAGUUUUUACAUAUGUUAUUUUGAGUCACAAGUUUUGGAUUUUUUACAUUUCAUGUGAAAAAUUUCGUCAAGACGUUAAGGAGAUGGGCAGAUCAAUGUGCAGACCAUUCAGAAGAAAGACUGGUAAAACAUACACACAGGCACCAACGCUCAGUGACAAAACGCCAGAAGCAACGGCUUCUUGGCAAGAAUCAGAAACCUCCUUUUCGAAAGGAGCUCAAGGAACUUACAAAGCCACUACCUGAGUAGAAAAACUUGAUCAAAAUGUCUGAAUAUAUUCAGAUACGUUCAAGCAAUCUCAACAGAAUUUAAUGUAACACACUGAACAGCACUAUUUUAUCACUUAAAUAAGAAUACAUGUAACUAUGAAUGAUUAUAAAGGGAUCAAGAAUUUAAAUGUAAAAUGACAUUAUGGCAUUAUGAUUAACAUGACGUUAAGUAUAAUUAUACAAACGAAAUUUUUGAAACAAGUAAAAGCAAACGCCGAGCUUUCUGUAAAUAUGACAUAAGUCAUGCCAACUGAGCACAUGUUUGCUAGCUUUUGAUAGUGAACAGAUCAUGAUUAAAUUAUUACGUUCAAGUAUAUGAUGCUAAUUUAAUAAAAAUGGUAACGUCACAGAAAAGCUGUAUCACGAUCAGCAUCAAUGCGCGGAUAUUUCUUACAUCUCGAGGCCUAUGCUAGCUACAUUUAUGAUAGGAUCUCAUUCAGUUUAAUAUCUAGUUAUAGAUUUUUUUUAAUACCACACAUCUUUACCAUAAAAAG
Mercenaria mercenaria is the source of this 2341-nucleotide messenger RNA. RefSeq lists its product as uncharacterized. The transcript has 4 exons. Gene Ontology annotation, cellular component: plasma membrane. NCBI's taxonomy places the organism in Eukaryota, Metazoa, Mollusca, Bivalvia, Venerida, Veneridae. The coding region runs from base 528 to 1823 and encodes 431 amino acids. The record is from RefSeq and is a predicted model, not a curated record. Gene Ontology annotation, biological process: G protein-coupled receptor signaling pathway. Gene Ontology annotation, molecular function: G protein-coupled receptor activity.